Molecule: messenger RNA, 930 nt
Organism: Gossypium raimondii (Peruvian cotton)
Lineage: Eukaryota; Viridiplantae; Streptophyta; Magnoliopsida; Malvales; Malvaceae
Exons: 1
Coding region: 1-930 (309 amino acids)
Source: RefSeq, a predicted model, not a curated record
AUGCAAAAUAGCCUUCAGGAGUUAAAUGAGAUUUGGGAUCGGUGGAAUGAUGAAACCAAGCAGUUGUUCUACUCUAAUUAUGGGGACUUGCCGUACUUACUUAACAUCAAGGUGGAUGAACGACUAUUUCGCGCCCUUGCUCAAUAUUGGGAUCCUGCAUAUAGCUGUUUUACUUUUGGGAACGUAGAUUUGGUGCCUACAGUGGAGGAAUAUACAGCUUUACUGCACUGCCCUAGGCUUCAGGUUGAUAAAGCAUAUUCCAGAGCCGCAUAUGUCCCAGUGUUUUGGAAGAAAUUAAUGAGUAUUAUGGGAAUGAGCGAACAAUGGAUCACGACCAGGAUCAAACAGAAGGGCGAAUGUAAAUGUAUCCCAUGGAGGAAUUUGCGAGACUUGAUCCUAGCACAUCCUGAUGGGAAAAAGAAGGUCGAUGUGUUUGCUUUGAGUAUCUACGGGUUAGUGAUUUUCCCUAGAGCAUUGGGGUAUGUUGACAAAACGGUUUCAGAUCUCUUUGAUCUGUUGGGUAAAGGGGUCACGCCUGUUCCUGCGAUUUUGGCUGAAACGUUUAGAUCUUUGAAUGUGUGUGGACGAGCUAGUGAGGGUAGAUUUAUAGGUUGUGUGCAAUUGUUGAUAGCUUGGUUCCAUAUUCAUUUCUGGAAGGUCAACAAAGUUUCGUAUCGGGUUUUCUCUGGGCAUUAUUCCUCGUUAAAAGAAAUAGUGGCUACGCCAAGAAGGGACGACAUAUCAGAAGAAAUUUUGAUAGCAAUUCUGCAAAAUCUUCAAGAGGAUGACGUGGAGUGGAGAGCUCUUUGGUUGAUUCCUGAUGGAAUUCUCUACUGUUAUGGAAGCUUUGACUGGGUUCCGUUGCUUGGGAUUUGGGGAGCCGUCGGGUAUGCACCUUUGCUGGUCCUAAGACAAUACAAUUCAGGAUAG